Molecule: messenger RNA, 1974 nt
Organism: Anopheles maculipalpis
Lineage: Eukaryota; Metazoa; Arthropoda; Insecta; Diptera; Culicidae
Gene: Osi17
Exons: 8
Coding region: 1-1968 (655 amino acids)
Source: RefSeq, a predicted model, not a curated record
AUGAAACAAAGUGUGUACAGUGACAUACCGGCAGCGCCCGGCAAUAUCGGUAGCUGCGGAAUGUUUGGUGGCAAUGGUGGACACACCAACACGAACAACCGGAGACGACAGUUGGUAGAGUCGGGUGCAUUUGCACUGCUAGCGUUAACUGUGGCGGUAUUGUGCACGAGUGUUAGUGCAACAACGGAGCCCACUAUUGUGAACGCCACCAGUGUGACUGAAUUGCCGCUAAGUAACUCCAGCAGCGGUCGUGCCAGUAGUCAACCAAUGUUCUCCACCGGCAACCGUCUGUGGGAUGCGCUGAUUGCGGACUGUAUGCGUAAGCCAACGUUCGCCUGCAUACAGAAGAACGUGUACAGCUUCCUGGGAGAACAGCUGGAUGUGGAGAACGUCAACUUUACGAACCGCGUGCAGUUCCUACGGAAUCGGGUCGAUUUCACCAAGUACACGCGUGAAGCAAACGAAGCUAGCGAUGGGGAGGAGGACAAUGAAAAUGAAAUCCCGGACGCUCGCAGUGCGUUCGAGCCGACGUCACCGAUUGAAGAAGUCACUACGGCGCUGCGCGACAAAAGCCUCAAGUUCAUGCUAACGCACGACGUCAGCAUCCAGAUGCCAGAGGUGAUGUUCGAUGGUGCAAUCUUCCGCAUCCAACCACGAGCGAUCGAGGGUAAUGGGAUGAUCGCGAAGCUGGAGUUUGUACCGCGCACCGAGCUGGCGGAGGCACGCGGCCACGGCACACCGAGGAUCCUGUUCAAGAAGAUCAAGAAAUUCUUUCAGAAUAAGCUACUGCUAGCGUUCCUAGCGAUAGUGCUAAUCAUCAAGAUCAUCAAGAUUAAGGUGAUGUGGUUGCUCCCGCUGAUGGUCGGUGUCGGUACGGCCAAGAAGCUGGUGCUCAAGUUCCUGCUGUUCCUGUUCCCGGCCUUAUCGCACAUAUUCAAGCUGUGCUCGUACUAUCAUGCGUCCUACCACAAGCCAAACUUCCACCAUCAUCAGCACCAUAUCAACCAUCUGCACACGUUCCAUCCACAUGAUCAUGCACUGCCUGAGUUGAUCUAUACGAAGCCGCCUCGAGGCCACCCGUCGGAAUUUUUACACGGAGCUCCCGUUCCACCGCACACACACUAUCAGCCGGAAGUGAACUACGAAUUUACCGCUCCUGGUUUGGGCUCAGAGUUCAUUAGCGAUAGAAACUCGUACGUAGACACAUCGUUCAAGCCAAAGUACGAUGACUUGAACGAUAUCAAAGCAUGGGGUUUGGGCGAAAGCACAAAUACAUCAGCACCACAAUCAUCGCCAUACUUCACCUCGCCGCCCACCUCCCCCAAUGGUGCCGUCGGCGGCAGUGGCAGCUACAAUGUAAAUCCACUCACGCAGCACGCCGCCAGCAGGAUUAACAGUCCGAAGCCCGUAUACGGACCGCCGGGAUACACGUCAUCCGCCCAAAAACGUAUACCAACCGGGGCGGCCACCUCGAUAGCGGCUCAGUACGUGUCAGCACCCUCGGGCCCGACGCUAUCGGCAGAAGAACAGAUUAUACGUGAAGCACAGCGCCAGGAAGCGUACAGGAUAGCGCAGGAGCAGAAGCUGAUUGCCAAACAGCAAGCGAUCGUGAACCAGCAGGCCUACGUUCAGGAGGGCGUCACACCGCGACCGGUCGAUCCGUUCUACAGUCCCAUUUUGCAGCGGCUAGACAAGGUGUUCAAUUCGCUCGGAAUUGUGGACGAAAGUUGUCGGGAGCGGCUCGUAUGCAGCAUGUACAAGAGUCCUGUAAAGUACAGUCCACACAGCAACUACGUUUCAGCGGAACUCAGCAGAGACGCAUCCGAGCUUCAGAAACCCACGUCAACGAACGCGGCCGUUGUGCGAUUCUACCGAUACGUUCAAGCAGCACGUGACGGUCAAGAUCAGCGAGAUUGCCAACGAAUCUACUCCCAGUGUACGAUCAACAUGGAGAAGAAGAAAAAGUAGAAAACA